AUGGGCCAGGAGGAUGACGUUAAUGCCUCUAUCGCACAUAUUGUGCUGUGUUGCGUGGCCGGUCAAGGAUUGGGUCACACGCAUGGCAAGAGUUUCACACAUCCGGGCAUGCACGCCAACUUCUUCGUACAUGGAGUACUCGGAUUUCUCCAUUACCAAAGCGGGAAGUUUAACAACGAUUUCACUGCAGCCUACACGAUUAGCACAGCCGCGACUCGUUAUUUAGCCUUACCGUGUCUGAUGGCUGAUUUGUAUAGAGGGGAUCAAAGUUUGAGCAGCAUCCAUCUUGUCUCUGGUUUGAUCCCAUUCGUAAUGGCGCUAGCUGGCAAUGACAACAAACAUUUGGGGAACAUUGUUAUUGCUUGCAAUCUUGUUUCCUUGUGUGUAUACUCGCACGAACAUGAUCAUAUUUGGGGCUAUUAUACGGCUGGCGCGGGUGUUUUAGCCUAUUUCUGUACCACCCAGGUCGCCACGAAAAUUACGUACCCGCUGUUUCUUGCGCUUAUGGAAUACUGCGCUUACAGGCUAUUUCAUACACAUUUUAGUUCUGCGUGA
This is a messenger RNA of Danaus chrysippus (African queen), 555 nucleotides long. Lineage: Eukaryota; Metazoa; Arthropoda; Insecta; Lepidoptera; Nymphalidae. The record is from the annotation of a GenBank genome assembly.